CGCCAUAAGGACGGAGGAACAAUGUAAACAAAUGGUGGUGUGGAGUAUCCGUGGCUAGAAACACAUCCAUUACUCACCAGGCACAACCUACCAAGUCACCACUCCUGCAGCAGCGUGAGGGUGAAAAGCAGGAUGGCCUCAUUGCUUCCAUCAGAGGUGGCGCGGCUCGUGCUGGGUUACUUGGAGGAAAAUGGCUGCCAGAAAUCAUCAGAGAAGCUGUCAGAAGAAUUAGCAGAGUUGUCAGAAUUUGUCAAGUUGAGGAGAAAAGGGAGGCAGGUGUCCACACGCGUUGGGAGUCAGUCUUUGGAGGACAUGUUGAUGGACUACUCUUCCGCCAAGGAUCUCAUGAUGGAGAGUGUGAGGAAUAACUCAGCCACCCUCAGCAGUGUCCCCAAUUCUGGCAGCCUCCUUGGCCAAAUCGAGGCUCUGAUAUCUAUUGUCCUGAAAAACAAAUUUGUUAUCAAGAAGCAAAAGUCAUCCAUUGGGACAGCAAAGAAAGUGAACCAGUACUCCCGCACCAUCAAGCUGCACAAAAAACUUAGAAUGCAGAAAGCCCAGCAACAGCAUGACACAGUAAGUGCAGACUCACUGCAGAGCUUGCCCGGCUCACGUGACAGAGACACAGACAACACAGAUCACUGCUUAGAGAACGGCCCGUGCAGCGACCACAGCCACUCCUCCAGCCAGCUCCCAAACUCUGCCCAGGUUGGCCGUGUUGCUGGUGAUGUGGAGGAUAUGAGGCAGGACUCCCUGGGUGGGGACUCAACAUCUGCAUCCUUAACUCAUGACCUGGACAUCAGUCACCAGAGAAGGAAAGGCACUGUGAAGAGGAGGAGCCAUGGAUGUGAAGUGAGUCCCACCAAGAUGAGUCCAGUCCUGGAUACUGAAGCUAAUUUUGAGAAAAUUCUGAAGAAUCUGUAUGAAAACACGGCUCUUCAUGAGAAGAUAGCAGAGAGCAUCAACCGUGGGCUGAGCACCCAGUGCAGUGAGGGAGGCAGUCACAGCAGUGGUUCACCCUGCAGCAAGAAGGUCAGGGAUAGUGGCAGUGGUGACGGCAGCAGCAACACCACCAUCAGCACCACCAUCCCUGGAGAAGGAAGGGAGAAGUAUUGUGGAUCUGUGAAUGAGGUGGCUGGGAACACUGGUGGAGAUGUGGCACUGCUCAAGGAGUUUGACCACAUUGUCACCGGCAUCGUCUCUGAGGCCACGUCCGACCCAGUGUUUGAGAACCUCAUUGAUGAAGUGUUUGGUUGCAUCUCACCACCGUCCAGCAAUUAUAAAGGAGAUGGAUCAAAUAAUCCCAACCAAGUAAACUUACAAGAUAAUUCCAUUGGACCACCAAGACUUCUAUCCACCCCAGUUCCUCCUCCACCAAGCAGUGCUGUGUCAUCCCCCUCAGUCCUUCACAUCCCUCAGACUCUGCCUCAACACCCCUCAUCUGUGUCCCCAGUCAUGAGCAGUCAGCCUUCAGCAGACAGCCUCUCCACGCCUCAUCACCCUACAGUUCCACUCGCUGCCUCUCCACACCUCCUCUCACCAUCAUCAUCAUUCAUUGCCGUGCCUCACUCAGCUCCCAGUCCCUGUAAAUCAUUUCCUGAAUCAACCCCCAAGAAGACUGAGGAUGUUUGGAGUAACAAGAGUCUGCCCCAAGAAAGCAGUCCAGCAGCUAAGACUUUCAAAAGCCCAAGCUCAGAAAUGUCAAGAGAUACCAUGCAAGAGUCAUUACUGAACAGUGCUUCAGUUAACCAUACUAAAGAAUCUACAGUAGAUUCUUGGUCCUCGCCUCUCAGGAUGGAGACAGAUGAUAGUAGUGUGACAAAGCAUAACAUUGGUGUGCCUUCUGCAAACUGUGGUGCAGAAUCAUCCUCACAGAAGGAAGGGUGUGAGGUAACCAGAGCAACCUCACCUUCACCCACCAGGUCACGCAGAAAGAAAAAACUCAAGUGUAGUCCUAGUGCUAAAAGUGGAAAAGAAGAAGACAAAAACUUAGGAGAACAGUUACUCAAAGAAUUUGCAGAUUUUCAGUCCUCUAGAUCUGAUAAAAUAUGUGUUGAGAAAAAAAGUGAUGGUGACAAAAGUACAAACAGAUGUGAGGUGCCUAAGGAACGUAAAAUGCAAUCGCUUGACUUGCCGACAGAAGAAGGAAAGACAAAAGAUGAUAUAAGUAGAAGUGAUCCUGCAAAGAGUUUGAAUGAAGGUCCUGCACCCAUCAGUGACACUGGACAAGAAACGCAUUCACCGGGAUCUCCAAACACUGGUGAGAAAGAGGUAGGUGUGGUGAGUGAAGUGAAUGAAAAUGUUAAUGCUGUCAAUAAAAACCAAAGUGACAAAGGCACAGUGCAGACAGAAAGAAUACAGUGCAAGACAGAACCAGACAGCGCUCCACUGAACUCUGAGCCCUUGUCUGCUGCUCCGUACGACAGCUACAGUAAUGUAGACAAAACGGAUGAGAAAACAGAACACAAAAAUAAAAGAAGCACAAUACCACUGGACUCCAUAAGCCCAUUGUCAAUAAGAAGCAACACCAUACCAGGCAUUGGAAACCACACAUCAUCACCAGAGGAGAAUUCAUACACCAUCACUGAACUGACCCCUGUUAACCCCAUAGACUUGACAUCAAUAGUAUCAUCUCUAUGUGAACCUGAUGACCCUCACUUGAACUACCAACACUCAGGGGAACUUGCUACAACAUCAGGUGAUCAUCAGGCCCCCAUAACAUCAGAGCAUCACAAUUCCAAUAUGUGGGACCACUCAGCAGAGCUUCCCCCUCUCAGCCACAUGCAGGAGGGUGCCAGCAAUGAGGGUAAAGAAGGUGAGACUUCCCAGGGGUUGACCAUCAUUCUGCCGCCUGUGUCAAGCAAGGAGGAGGCUGAUGAGCAGUUCCUGUCGAUAUUUGGUGGGGUCGAAGCUCCCUCCAGUGAACUGGUCACGGUUCCUUUCUUCCCUGAUGAUGAUUCUCCAGAUUCUGAUGAUGAUGACACUACACCUAAAUCCAAGAGAAGGAAAAGGAGGAGGAGGAUCUCAUUACCACCCAGAGGAAAUCGUGAGCUUGUUACCAUUGCUCCAAAGACUCUCUGCCCCAGCUCACUGCCACAAGAACUCUUAGCGAAAGAAGUACCUAUUAAGGGUGGCACUACGUACACCCUGCCAAACAACGUGACUAUUUCCAUACCAGAUGUCACCCCUGGCCUUGGAGCUGUAGGGAAAGAAGGGCCUAAGAAGAGAAGACAACGAAAGAAACGAAUUACAACAGAGAAACCCAACAACAUACUUAAGGUUCCCAAACCAACCAUCAAGAAGCAGUACGGAAGGGUGAUAGACAUGUCUGUGAGGAGGACCUCGGCAAGAGCAAAGAAACGCACCAUUACCCAGAAUCAGACGGCAGAAAAGGACAUGAAAAAUGACAUCAUAGGGACAGCUCUCUCAUUUGCCCUGAAAUCUGUGACUCCUGAGAAGAAAUCCUCAGCUGCCAUGGAUCAAAGAGCUGAGGUGAACACAGCUGUUGAGGGUGCAGCUGAUAUGUCAGGAGUAGCUGCUCUAAAUCUUGGUGCUGGUACUUCCAUUACUGAGACCUGUGGUGGUGUGGUGGAGAAGCAGAGUGUAGGGAUUCAAACCACCAAGUACAGCUCAGGCAGGUCACCUCAACUGAAAGCCUUGUUACACCUUUCAAAAAGCAUCUCGCCCGCAAAGAGAGCCUUAGCCUGGAAGAAUGUGACCCACUCCGAGGAAAGCCCACUCAUUCAGGUCCUUCACAUGCGGGGCAGCCAGAGCACGCCGAGCCGCAAGAACAGUCACAUUAGAGUUCUGGACUUCAGCACGCCACAGAAAGGAACAUUUGCAGGGUCGCCCAGAAAAGCUGUUGCCAACUUGAAGUUUUCACCACCAGAGGGCACGAGGUCCCCUAGAAAGCUGAUCAGAGCACCACGGUCACUUGCAAUGAAGCUUGCCAAGCAACCAUCAGCAUCAAAAGCAUCAAAGCGCUUGAGUAAGAUUGCCGAGGAGAGUGAAAUGGGGUCAAAAAUUUCCGUGGGGGAAGCUGCUUCAUGGCAACCAGGAAGGGCAAAACCAAAGAAGUCAUUAAGCAUAGGUUUAAGUGGCUCUUCCACACUAAAGGACAAGAAGAGUGACCUGAAGAGCAAAGCCAAGCCAAGGUGGUCCAGAAAAAGUUCUGCAAGUGAAUCAGAAUUUUCCAUUGAUACAAAUAAAGCUCCUGUAAUGAUGACGGAGGACGAGGACAGCAUUGUGUUGUACCUGGAUGGGGAAGACAGCAUGAGCUCCAGCGGUAAAACACCCCCGACAGACAGCGGCAGUAUAGAGCUCUUUGACAUCUCCAAAGACCAAGAGAGGUAUCAGGAUUUCAACUUCAAUACAGCACUGAAAAACAUGAAUCCAGACUCUCUUUCUGAGGAUGACCUGCCUUACCUUGCAAAGCCACUGCCUUCAUCUAGUGUCAGUAGCCACUCUCCACCAGAAAAGCAGAUGGAGACGCCACACAAAGCACCACAGGCUGGCUCAUCCAUCACCUCCAUGACCCCUGUUUGUUUCGAGCCGCCCACUCCGUUCUCAUUGACGGAACAGAAAUCUAACUCUCUCCCAUGUGAUGACCUGAACACUCCAAUCCCUCAGGUCAUUCCUAGCUCUAACAAGACGCCACUCAUCAAGCAUUAUCCUCAGGGGCCGUACUCCAGCAGCUCGGUUGGCACCUCUUACUACAUGCCUUCAGAGCGGUCCUUGACUGGAUCCGAAGAUUACUCUCCCUCCAAACUAGACAAUCUCUUGGAGAAAACACUAACUGAGGAACUGCAUUCUCCCGGUGCCUUGAAUCAGAGUGACGCUGAUAUGGGAGAUUCAGAUUUGAAUAAGACUUCAUAUUAUAUUGGUUCGGCUAGUGAUAAGAGUCCUGUUAAGAAGAGUGCAGUUCAUGAUGCCAAAAGUCCAAGUCCAACCAAACUGUCCAGGAAGGCAAUGGGGCAGAUAAUAGAAAAAGAAAUGUCCAGGCUCUUCUCAAGCCAGGACUCCAGCGACUCAGUGAAAGAAACCAGCCAAGACUCUGCUGCUGACGUAUCAAAUGAUUCCAAUUCUAAGGAUUCUUCAAAAGGUAAGCCAGGAAAGAAGAGAAGAGUGCCAUCAGAGAAAUACCAGAAUAUUGCUGAGUCAACCUGUUCUGAGGAUGAAUUUGAGUGCAAAGGUGACAGCACAUCAGCAUCUCGGAAACACAAGAGGAGCGCAAGAAAAUCUGGAGGAAGUAAUCAUAAUGCAAAAUUGGACAAGGUUGACAGUCCAGAUAACACGAGAGAGAUUAAGGAAAGGAAACUUGUUUUAUCUUCCCCAGAUAAUUCAAAGACAAAAAAGAACUCUCCAUUGUUUAAAGGAAGAUUAGAUUCAGAGGAACAUGCCAUGAAACCAGAGAAGGUAGGUGUCAAGCAUUCCCAAGACAUCCAAAACCAGCUCUCUCCAAAACAACACUCAGCAGAUUCAAAGGAGCUCUCAUGUCACUCACCAAAGAAGAAAAUUACAAGUGACAAAGAAAAGGAACAAGAUUUAUGUGAAGCAAAUCCUGAGUCACUUAUAGAAUUGUUUGGUUUUUGUUCUUCAUCAGAUACCAAUAGUGAGUUAGUAAAGAAAAGAACACCAAUAACAACGGAAUCAAUACCCACACACAUAAGUGAAGAGGAAGACAAUGUUAAGUCGACAGCCAUGGUUGACUCAGACAGCGAGUUUACCUUUGAGAGUCCCGUCAAAAAGAGGAAGAGAUAUAAUGUAAGUGAAGAUGAAUCAAAUAAUUUUUCACCUCCAGAAGAUAAUGAACAGAACACCAACACUUUGAGGAGAAGCAAACGGUUGACAAGAGGUAGAGGAGUAGAAAAAUACCAGGCAGGACUGUCUUUCCAAAGAAUACCCAAAAUGUGGCUGGGAAAUACACAGCAGAAAGCUAAAAGGGGCAAGGGCAGGAGUGGAGACUUGCGUGUGGAGGAGGUGGUCAUAGAGGCAGUGAUUGAAAGUCAUCCAUCACAUUGCUCAAAAGAAUCUCAUGAUGGUGAUGUAGCACUGGAAGAGCUUGCAGCCAAAAGAAAUGCAGGGAAGGAUGCUCCAAAGGACAGAGGCAGAGGAAGAGGGAGGGGGAGAGGGAGAGGGAGAAGAAAAAAGUCACUUAGUCCAAGAGGCACGAGCAGCUUUUCACCAGGCAGUGACUGGCAUCCUGGGCAAGAACUCCAGGAAAAUGAGGAGACUUCAGGAACACAAAAGACAUCAGAGAAAUCUAAGGAAGUAGAGGAGCAAGAAAAUAAAGAACAAGAUGGGGAGGCAUUGAAGGGACAGCACUCCUCUAAGCAACCUUUCUCCAGGUGGGGUAGUGGCAUGAAGACUUCUGAUAUAAAGAAACCAAAGAGUUCACCACCAGUAUCAUCCAACACUUUGAAGGCUCAUUGGACAAGUAAGCUGAAACAAGUUGGCGAUGAUAAGGAUGUCAGCAGCACAUCCACAGGAGAGGAAAGUGCAAAGAAGCAGCCAUGUGUAUCAACCACUGACACUCACCCAGCCCAGCAGAAUCUUUCCAUAUUAUUUGGAAAUGAUACUGAAGAUUAUCUGCCAUGCUUAAACACUCCAAGACUGCCACAAAAGAAGACUAAUGUUACUCCUGCAGAGAAGCCAAACACGGUACACUCGGAAGAUAAACCCUCAAGAAAGCGGCCUCGUGCACCGUCCCACAAGGCUCCCCAUUGCCAAGACACCACACCUGUACAGAAGGAAGGUACACAGAAACAGAAGCAGCAGCAAAGUAAGGGUGGUGUGCAUAACCGCUCUCUGCCCCAAGGCUGUGCUAGGACAGUUGUCUAUGAAUGGGAACACUCCAGCAUAACCAUCAAUCAGCUUAAGGCCCUGGGAAGCAUGGGUCAAAUAUUGAAUGUUACUUCAUUAUUUACCAAGAAAUUGAAAGCCAUCAGAAAUAAUCGUAUGCCAACCUCAGAACCUUCAGCAAAACAUCCAUCCUUUACAAGAACCACAGAUGUUGCCGAGGGCCAGACGAGCACCUCUAAAUCCUCAGCACAACAGGAGAGUGCCACUGAUUCUGCUCCAGAACUCUCAUCACAACACAAAAGCAACACUCAAGAGGUUAUCCAGAGACCCUCAGGAGAAGAGAAAAGCAACACCCAGAAGAGCACUCAGAAACUUUCAGCAGGAGUGGAAAGUAAUACUCAGGAAAAUACUCAAAAGCCUUCAGUGAAAGAAAACAGCAGUACUCCGGAGAAUACAGAAAAACUUGCGAACAAAGAGAAGAACAGUGUUGUGAAAAGUGAAGGUCAACUUGUUUCCAGAAAUACCCCAGACAGCUUCUCUUCAAGUGCUUCACAACUCUCAAAGCAAGAGAAAAGUACCUCCUCCAAAAGUAGAAUCCAAUCCCCUGAUGGUGAAGUGAGUUCCAGCACUAAACCCUCGCCCUCUUCCUCAUCGGCAGCUUUUGAUGCAUUCCUUCCUACGAGAACAGUGGAUACCAUCUCCUCUGGGAGCAAGAAGGUCUCGUCCAGUAGUUCAGUGCUUCAUUCAAAGGCACCACCUGAAGACAGUGAUAGACUUGCACAGGAUGGCUCAGACAGUGCAGACACAGUGCCAGCUCAUCCUUCUCCUCACACAGACAGGAUGGCAUCUACUCAAGCAGCUUCCACUUCUUCAACACCUGUCUCUCGUUCACCUCAAAGAGUAAAUGGGCUUCAAGAAAAUGAUAAUGAUGUUGUCCAAAAAACAAACAAGGAUACAGAAGUUUCAUUGAAGCCUCCCAAAGAUAAGAACUCCUGCGAAAAGACUGUUACUUCAAACUCCCACGUGAAUGAGAAGGAAUAUUGCUCUGCUUCCCCAAGGUCUGCAGAGAGUUACAGUGAUUUGGAGGAAAUGUCUGAGGAGCACUGCCUUAUGUCCUACACCAUGUUGCCUCCCACGCCAGAAAAGAAAAUGGGAAGAAUCUGUCACACUAUAGUUAAGGAAGGGAAGGCCAUGGUUGCUUUCCCUUCACCAUCAAAACCUUAUCCAUCACCUGAGCAGGCACUCUCUCAAAGCCCCAAACUGAAGACACAAUUCAGGGACCAACUGGGCUCGCCGGACAGCAAUGCAAAGCGUUGUUUAAAUCUGAAGAAUGUUAAUCGCUCUUCAGGUUCAGUUUCUGCUCAAAACAAGGCAAACCAGUCACCUCAAGGGAAGCCUGAACCAGAUCAUUCACUAGUAUCUUCUGGUAAAGCAUAUACCCUUCAAGAAAAUAAUGUAGACCAACAGAAAGAAAAGACUAUAACCAGUAACGAAAUUCGGUUAAAAGUGGGUAAAGAUGACAGUUUGGAUAAAGGAAGCACUGUUGGUCAAGGAGGCAUGGAAGGAGAAGGAUCCCACCUUUCAGAUACUUCUCAAAAUAUAAGAAAAGAGAAACAUGCACCUGAAGUUCAUACAAAGUCAGAGCAAUCAACCACAAGUUCCAGCAUGACUUUAGCGAGAAAAGAGUCACCCAAGAAACAGAACCCAACAGAUCUCAAGCACUUCUCCGCCAUGGCUCAACAGCAUCUCGAGGCAGACAGGAGCCAAGGUAAUGGGCCACUCAGGGAAGAGGACUGUGACAAGCUGGAGGAGGAGGAAGACAGUGAUGUCCUGAGGAUUGAAGAACCUUCCGAAAAUGAGAACGAGGAGAUGGAGGAAGUGAUAUGCACACUGAGCCUGACUUUAACGGAUAUCAUUAAUAUUUUCUCAAUGAAUAUACCAGAAAAACAGAAGCCAAAGGUGAAGAAGAAACCCACACUGCAAGCGACAAAACAGAACAAACAAGAGAGAAAAAGCUCAUCCCCAAGAAAGAAAGCUGAGACUCCCACCCAGAAGUCUUUCCCACAGCCUGGCACAACACCACCCAACCACAGGAAAAACAAAUCACCACAAAAAAAGAGAACCAGUGGCAGUUCAGCUGGAACACACACACCUUUAGAGGAAGCAAAGAGAAUCAGCACUGUGAAGGGUGACAUUAAAAGUUCCCUCACUGUGCAGUCACCCUCCACUCCCAGAGACACUGACACAGAUUCAGGGUCCCAGGAAAGGAGACAAGAGCACGGCUGUUAUGCAGGAAGGAGCAAACCAGCACACCGGGUUGAAGAAAAGAACAACUCCACCAAGAAGGGACGGAGAAUCACACCAAUAAGGAUAGGAGACGUGGAGCAGCAUGGUAAUGGGCCCAAGGGAUCCUGGGGUGACGUAGGGACCUCUAAGAAAUCUCAGUGGGCCCAAAACCAAGUGAACACAGCAGGAAGCCACCACAUGACGGAGAGAAGAGGAGGGAGCGUGACUCAGACGGAAAGACCUGGAGGAUGUCAAGGAAAUCUAAGUGAACGCAGUGCCAGUUCACUCUCCAGUCUCAGUCCUGGGUGCCUCUUGAUAUCUGAGUCUCCAAGGGGCGCUGACUCCUCCCCAGCACCCUACCCAAACUUCACAUCGCUGAACUCCCCACACACUUCAGCACCCAUCCUGGCCACACCUACCAAAGCUGAAUCUCUGUCAUCCUCCUUAUCAUCCAACUCUGCCUCCAAGUCCAUCUCAGACUCCAGAGCAAAGAAGCAACAGAGUGCGGGCGACACCUACUACGUUGAAUCGGAAACGUCACGAGAACCAGAGUACCAAGGCUUGGGAAAGCAGCGAAAGGUGCGUCACAUGGCCAAGGAGCUCCACAGAGGUGGUAACCUGGAGAUUGCCCGUAGCCCAGACAAGCAGCUGGCCGUCAUGAUGAGCCACCCGCAGGAGGGAGUAAACAUAUACAUGAGUGAGGAGAGCUUCUACAGUUUGUCCAGCACUCCUCCCACACCAGGCAAGCAUCUUUUUAUUCCUCCCCCGCCAAUCCUUGCCUCAUCCUUCUCAAGCACCAGCAACAGCAGCAGCAGCAGCAGUUUCUCUCACUCAAAACCCAAACAGGAGCUUGGUAAUGUUCCCUUAAAGAAGCGAAAGGAGGUUGCUGUUUCUGGCCAGAGUAUAGGUAAGGGACCCAAAGAAAUGUGACCGUGUGACCUGGCAACCCUGCCAAGAUGUCCACCAUGGCAAGGGUAAUUCACAAUAAAAACACCAAAGCAAGCAUCAUUACAAAGAUCUUCAAUCCAUUCCAAGGCUGUGAAUAACAGGCAUUUGUGUAGCAGUGAUGGAUUGUACCUCAGAGUGACACAGUGUUGGGAGACUCUUCACCGCCAGCCUGACUCAUCUUGGUUGUAAUGUGAAGUGAAGGUGGAUUCUGUGAUCGUAUGGCUUAGAGCAAAGUUAGAAUCUACACAUGAUUCCAAACAAGACACACAACAGUUCCUUGGUGGUGUUUGUCUCUUUAGUCAGUGCCUGCAUCCAACAAUCGCAAGAGAAUGACCAUUACACAAAGUUACCCCAGAGAAAAGUUUGCUCAAAUUUAGGGCAAGGAAUCUUAUGAUGCCAAAAUGUAAAGUGAGUGACAGUGCUUCAGACUGAUUGACUGCUUGGCAUGUGGGGAGAAAGUGAGAUCCAAGCAGGUUCACUGUUGCAGGUUGUUCACUUGCACCCUUCACAUCCAUCAGGCUGCCACAAACCAAGAAUGAAGGAAUGUAACUCGGACACCCCUCGUGACAGACAGCAGGAGGAGUGACAAGUUCCCGUGCUGUGUUGGUGGUGUGCAGUGUGGCCCAGUGACGAGUGAGAGCCUCAGCCUCCUGGUGCAGUGAAUGGGUUUACUCUUGACUCAGUAACAAUAGACAUUGUUGUUUUGUGAUAACUUGAAGACUGAACAGCCUGGCUGUUUUUUUCUGAUUAGACAAAAUUUUGUACAAAGGGUAUCCUUAGUUUUAGUUGAAGUAUUUUAUUACUUUUAUGUAUUUUCCAGAGUAUUUAUAAUAUGAUUUGAGAUAUGUAUUGUCUCAGGAGUAGAAGGUAUGAUGCAUUUGUAAGAUUAUCAAGUUUCAUAUCUAUUGUUCUCCUUUUGUUUCUUAUCAGGUUUUGAAACCAUUUGUACCAAAGUUAAGUUACUGAACCUUAGUUAAGUUGCCACAAUUUUUUUUAGUAAUUAACAUGUAUGUACAAUUUUAAAAGUUUGGAAUUUCUUAUUUGAAAUGCUUAGGAUAAGAAGUCUUGUGGUUUUUUUUUUUUUUUUUUUUUUUUUCCAGGUUUGGGAAUAAAUGCUCACACAGAUAUCUAGACAGGAUUGCAUUCAGAGAAGGUUUGUGCUGUGCGUCAUGUACUGAAGGUAACACAAAGGAAUGAUUCCAUAACUACAGACCUGUCCCAGUGUCCAUGUGACCUUUCUGAGGAGCAGAGUGUGUUCUAGUAGGUGAUACUGAUCAGGUCAUUACAUUUUACCUAAAUUAACUUUUUGUACUAAUUUUAUAUCUUACAGUUAAUGUAGAACCUUAAGGUGCUCUGCCAAACAAAGAUUAUUUUUAUACUGAAAGAUGUUAUGUAUAUUUUGUAACUUAUCCUCUUUGUAAGUGAAUUGAGGAUCUCUGCUACAGCAGUGUGUGUGUGUGUGUGUUUGUGUGUGUGUGUGUGUGUGUGUGUGUGUGUGUGUGUGUGUGUGUGUGUGUGUGUGUGUUCAGUCUUGCCAUCUCAUAAUAUGGUGUGGCUCACAAAUUGCUUUAGAAAGGACUUACGAAGUUCAUGCUUCAUUGUUGAUAGUGAUGGAAACUAAUUUUGUAGUGCUAGUAUUCUUUUUUAUAUGUAACUUUGUCACAUCCAAGAGCUUCGAUAAGAAGAAUUGUACAAUUUUCAUUGUAGAAAGCUUUGUGAUUUUUUUUUAUUUUUCAUUUUUCUUAUGUAAUUAAAUGUUUGAAGUAAUUUAAGAAUAUAAACAAUUAAGUCUUAGGGGCCCACAGCACACUGGUUAUUUUUUAUUUCUGUAUGUUUUUUCUUGAUGCAGAGACUGGUCUUCCUUUAUCUGAUGCAGUUUAUCUUUGUUUUUAUUUUGAGGGGAAAAAUAAUACAUAGAAAAUAAAAUACAUUGAAUGAAUUGUAUUCCAUACACAUCAGCAUGUGAGUGUGUGCAUACAUGUGUGUGUGUGUGUGUGUGUGUGUGAUGGCUAUUACCUCAGCGUCCUGUGCUUCCAUGAAGCUUCACUAUCUGGAAGCCUUACCUCCUGAGUGAGGCAUCUGUUGUCAGGUGGUCAGGUAUAAAGCUGUUGUGUACUGGUGUUUUGUUUGAUACUUUUAUAAAACUAUUUUUAUUAAAAGGACCUCAGUA
This is a messenger RNA of Portunus trituberculatus (swimming crab), 12202 nucleotides long. RefSeq names its product mucin-17-like. Bases 133 to 10014 code for a protein of 3293 amino acids. Gene Ontology annotation, molecular function: protein binding. The transcript is spliced from 19 exons. NCBI's taxonomy places the organism in Eukaryota, Metazoa, Arthropoda, Malacostraca, Decapoda, Portunidae. The record is from RefSeq and is a predicted model, not a curated record.